Loxodonta africana (African savanna elephant) is the source of this 15098-nucleotide messenger RNA. Its product is annotated as cbp/p300-interacting transactivator 4-like. The transcript is spliced from 2 exons. The coding region runs from base 878 to 1258 and encodes 126 amino acids. The record is from RefSeq and is a predicted model, not a curated record. NCBI's taxonomy places the organism in Eukaryota, Metazoa, Chordata, Mammalia, Proboscidea, Elephantidae.
GCUGGGAAGUGGAAAGAUAUGUACAAUUCAGUGAGGGUAAAACAGAACUUGGUGAUGGACCAGAAUGGAAGAAGGAAUGGUGAGGGAAGAAAGCAGUCCCAUUCCCCUACGAUGGAUCUGUAUACAAAGAGCCUGAAAGAGAACCAGUGCUGACAAUAAGGAAUAAGGACAAAUAUGCACUUUUCAGUCUUAACUAGUUAACCGUAAAGUAUCACAAUCCAGAAAAAUAAAAUGUUGCAAUCCAACAAAUAGCUCUUUGUCAUAUUCUACCGCAUCCACACGGCUUGCUUAAAUUUAGAUUUCACUUAGGGGGGAAAAAAAAAAGUUCGAUGUUAGCACAAGAGCAUCGCCAAUUUUUUACCAAAAACAAACAGAACAAAACAAAGAAACAGGCGUCACCAAGAUCCCUGAUUGUAAAGUCAAAAAACAAAAUGGAAGAAAUAAUGGCACAUGCUGAGGCAGACUAACCUGCAAGGAGUUUUAUCCAAAAGGAAAAAAAAGAAGUUUAGAAACUUUUAGGUACUUACACUAAAUUGCCUCACAAAACUUGCCCAGUUCCUCUAAAGCAUUCUGUUUCGCCAGUUACUACAGCUGGCUUUGAACCCCAAGGCCUCAAAGCACCCUGUGGACAACCGGCACCCAGGACCCUGCGCUAAGAUCCGAUGGCGUCUCCUGCAGCGGCGUCCAAGGCGUUUCUGGUCGGCCUCUCGCAGCAUGGGGCUUUGGAUGCAGUGCACACCCAGAAGCGAACACUUGGAACUCUUGCGUCGCAGAAGACCAAACAGAAAGCCAAAGAGCACGGGAGUACUACCAAUCUCAACAAGAACAAAACUCGCUUCCUCUUCAACACACGCGCGUCAGUCAUUUUUUGCAUUUGAUGGGAGCUCGAAAUGACCCGCCGCCUCCAGCCUCCGAUCUAGCACCUGUCACUUCGCUCAGCCAACCGAGCCCCACCCGCCCGACACCUGUCAACCUGGAGCCGCGACCCCUCCUGGCUGUCCUCCCCUCGCUCCGGAUCCCGGAGCCCUGUCACCCUCCUCCAGACCCUCCGCGGUGGUGGGGGGCAAGGAGGAACCCUCUUUCGCCGGGACCGGGAUCCGGGGCAAAGACGCGCCCCCGCCUAGAUGCCCCGGCGCCGGUCCCGAAGCCCCCUCGGCUCCCUUCCUGCGUUCGCUCUGCGGGGGCGGCUCUGCUCACUCACCUGGCCAGAGAUACUUUUGAUUGCCCACCUCAGAACUUCCCAACUGAAGUACUUUGAAUAAAGUAUAGUUGUGCUCUGAUGUACAUCCCCUCAUUCUUGGAAAGCUGGGCAGCAUGUGAGGCAGCAGGAGCCUUCAGGUAAGUCAUAGAUGCAAGUCUCAUGAGUUUAUCCCAGUGAGUAGUACAAUGGAUUAUCAUUUUCUGUGUAGACCAUGACAUGUGCCACAAUGUAAAAAAGGUUAGCAAGCAUUGGCCUACCCAACACACAGUCCCCCCGGAUCCUACCUUGGGGGCCAAGACUUUGUCAGGAGGUAGGGCCCAGGCCACUGAGAGUGAAUACAAUUAAAAUGGUAGUCCCAUUCAUCUUGCCCACAACUAGUUUAGGCAGCAGAUCAGGAUACAGUUUGACCUUUUAAAGAUGAAAGGUGAUAAUAUUCUGGAAGGCUGAUAAAAUGGGAUACAGAGAUGACAGCUCUUCUACUCCUUAGCUGUUGUCAUAAGGAUAUGACACUUGUAGUUGCUGUAGCCAUUGUGACCUGUGCAGCAGACCGGAGGAUAAGGCAAAAAUGCUGGGGACAGGGCAGUAGGAAUAUCAAAAGAAAAUAAUCUGGGUCCUUGGUGACAUAACUUAGCUUCUGAUUUGAACACCCUGGAGCUGAAUUGCAUGAUUGUUUGCAGCAGAAAGCAUCAUGACUGAUAAUAUUUCUGCUGUGAAUUACUUCAGGAUAGAGACCAAAUCUCAGGCAUUUUUGUAGCCUUAGUACUGAGCACAGUAUUGGACACACAGUAGAUACUUAUUUGUUAAAAAUGAGAGUGGAGAGCAUAGGUAGGAGAACUGAAGGAAGUUCUGGGAACUGAAGUAAACUCUCCCCACAUAUGUAGACUUGCUCUAUUUAAACCCAGUUUACAUCAACACCUGGAUUUACCACAAUUAUAAUAAGUCAAAGAGAGGUUUCUCCAUUUACAAAAGGUUGUGUAUCUUUGCCUUGGACUCCUUUUACCAUGUUUCUGAGUACCUUUAAGAUAUGAUUUCCUCACACACAACUCAGAAGUACUUGAGUAAAUAAAAUCAUUACACUGCUUUCUGUUGUACUACAAAGAAUUGUUAGAGGUUCUAUAGAUUAUUAAAAGAAGUUUUCUCAAGUGACGGAGUAGCAGGGGCAGGGGCCUGGAUCCAUGGUUUCUGGGGACAUCUUGGUCAAUUGGCAUAACAAAAUUUAUUAAGAAAAUGUUCUGCAUCCCACUUCGGUGAGUGGCAUCUUAAAAGCUUGCUAGCAGCCAUCUAAGAUGCAUCAUUUGGUCCCAACCCACCUGGAGCAAAGGAGAAUGAAGAACACCAAAGGCACAAGGAAAAUGUUAGCCCAAGGGACAAAAGGGCCACAUAAACCAGAGAUUUUAUCAGCCUUAGAUCAGAAGAAUUAGAUGGUGCCUGGUUGCCAUCAGUGACUGCCCUGACAGGGAACACAAUGGAGAGUCCCUGACGGAGCAGGAGAAAAGGAGAUGUAGAACUCAGAUUCACAUAAAAAGACCAGACUUAAUGGUCUGACUGAGACUAGAGGAACCCCCGAAGCCAUGGCCCCUGGACGUCUCUGUUAACCCUGAACUAAAACCAUUCUUGAAGCCAACUCUUCAGACAAAAAUUAGACUGGACUAUAAAACAUAAAAUAAUACUCAAAGAGUUUUACUUCUUAGUUCAAGUAGAUACAUGGGACUAAAUGGGCAGCUCCUGUUGGAAGGCAGGAUGAGAAGGCAGAAAGGGAUAGGAACUGGUUGAAUGGACAGCAACCCCGUAGGACAGAGUAGAACUGCCCCAUAGGGUUUCCAAGGAGCACCUGGUGGAUUCGUACUGUCAACCUUUUGAUUUGCAACUGUAGCUCUUAACCACUGUGCUACCAGGGCUCCUUACUGCACAAGAUGAUGAUAAAUACAGAAAUUAAGAGUGCUUAGAAAUGUUUAUGACAAUUUGACAUGUCAGCAACAUCCAAGAACACGAUCAUUGGACAUCUGUUGCUAAGCAUAUAGCUAAGCAAGAGUAUAGUCCAGUUCAGGUGUUCUCCAAUUUAUGUGGUGAGUUGCAGGUGGUAGGGCUGUGUCCUUGUUAUGCAUAGUAGGACCACAUUUACGAUGAGUAAAAUUUUAAGGUUAGCUUGUCAAUUGUAAUCCAAAGUGUUAAAAAUCCAUGAAGAUGUAAAUAUUUAUUCAUUUUUAUAAGUUGUUUUUAUAGUCAUUUUAAUUUUUAAUCAAGCCUCUUUUUUUUAUUUAUAUAUAGCUAAAUUAGGGAAGUAAAAUUUGUGUCAUUUAUUUUUAACCCUAAAUCGUAGAUGAUGAAACAAGCCUCAUUGGCCUGUUUUGUCAAGAAAAGACAGAUGUCACUAGUGGAUUAAUACUACCAGUAGUAAACCAAAUAAUGAUCAGAGAAGUCAUUCCAAAGAAUUAGAGCUAAGAGUUUAUAUUAAUUUUACUCAGAAAUAUAAUCCCCUGUCUGUUCAGUCUGUAGCCAUAACUUUUGGUUAAGUACUAAAACCAUGGACUGAUUAAUGAAGCAAUGAAUCCAUCAAACUUAAGGGACAUUUACAUACAAAAUAUAAAGAAAAUAUUAUCAUAAAUAUGAUAAAACAUUUUGAUUUUGAUUCUCCAUCAAAGUAAUCACCACACACAGGAAAUUCAUGGAUCCAGAAUCUAAAUGUAACUGUAACUUUACAGGGCAAAUUUUUGGAACUCACUACUGAUGAAGGACUGGAGAUGAAUUUUGAAAAUAAAGCAUCUCUUGUUUCAUUUUGGAUAGAAAUUAAAAAUGAAUGUCCUGAACUUGCUGAAAUUGCCUUAAAAUCUCUUAUUCCACUCCCUUCAACAUGCCUUUGAGAGACUGGCUUCUCUACUUGAGUGUUAUCAGAAUAAAACAUAGAAGCAGUUUAGAUAUACUGCUAGAUAUAUCUAAACCUAGAUUAGGUAAUUUAACAAGCAAGAAGCACACUCAUUUGUCAUGUUAAAAACUUUAAAUAUUGACAUACAAACACUGUAUAGCAGUUAGUAUGGGAAAUUGCUACUUCUCUCCCAACUUCUUGUUUAGAAAGGUCCCUGCAUGGCACAGAUGGUUUCCAGUUGGCCAGUAACCAAAAUGUUGGCAUUUUGAACCCACCUGCAGCACCACCACAGAAGAAACAGGCCUGGUAAUAUGCUUCCUUAAAGAUUGCAGCCAAGAAAACCCUAUGAAGCAGUUCUACUCUGUAACACAUGGGGUCUCCUAAGUCACAAAUCAACAACAAAAACAAAUUCUUGUUUCUUUGUUAUGACUGUGGAAUGACAAAAAAUGAGGGGUGUAAUAGCGAUUCUCUAUGGUAAUCACCUAGAUGCACACUUCCGGUGAACAAUGUGCAGUUUUUAUAUUUUUUCCUUGUAUCCUGUGUUACAGUUCUUCCAAUUAUUUGUUGAAAAUUAAUUUUUAUGUUUAAGAUACUAAAAAAUAUAGUUUGUGUUGUUUUUUGUUGUUUUCAUUCAAUUUUUCUAGUAACUUGUUUUUAUUUUAUGUUCCAGAAGUAUGAGUCGACGACAAAUUAGAAAUUAAGAAAGAAAGAUAAGUCCCUUCGCAGAUAGUGUGAGAAGAAUUGGCUUAGAGAGUCUUUAAUUCUCCUCUCCUGUUGCUCUGUUUCAUUGCCAUGAUUUAAAUCACUUUCCGUAUGCGCGUGUGUUAGAUUCUCUCAGGGCUGAAGUAACAGUGACUUGCUCAGUUCACCUGAAUUAUUUAGUGUCAAUGAUAAAUUCAAGGGGGAAAGGUGAGGGCAAGAAGAAGAGUCCCUACUGCCACACUUCCAGUCGACCCUCUAGCAGCAGACCCCCCUCCUUCCUGCCAUUGUGAAUAUUGGUAUCCUCAUCUCUUCAUCCAGCUUCUGCUGCACUGACCUCUCCAUGCUGCCAAUUCAUACGCUCAGGAGAGAGAAUAUGAUUGAUUCCCCUACUAAACUUUAGUAAAUUCUAUGAGCUGGACCAACUACAUGGUUUGUGGAGCCUGGAACAAAAUGAAAACGUGGGGCUCCUUGUCCAUAACUUAAGGAUUUUGUGACGGUCCCUGCAGAGCAUGAAACCAAGCCUGGGGCGUUCUUAGCACAGGGCCCAGUGUGACUGCAGAACUCAUAGGCCCAUAAAGCCAGCCCUAUCCAUGGGAAUAAGUCUGUAUCUGUACUGCUAGCCAGGGUGUCCCCAUGCCUAGCAUGUGGCUGGCACAUAGUAGACACUCAACAAAUACCUGUUGAAUGAAGUAAUGAUACCCUCAUCCAGUAGAGAGCGUUUCUAUUGAACAGAGCACUCAUGUCUCAGUUCCAAGUCACUUUGGAGGGAGGCCCCUGUCCACCUUAUAAAGACAGCUUUUGGGUCACAUCUGAUCCCUGCCCAAUCAGUUGUCACAGGGAUGGCAAGUGCACCUGAUAAUAAUCAUGAUGACUGUGGGAAAGGACAUGCUGGUAGAGGCUCACUUAGAAGGUGGCUGGGAGCAUGGUGGUCACUUAGAACACGAUGUGCUGCAUAUGGCUGAUGAUUCCCUGAUUUGUCUUUGGGAAAGCUCUUAGUUCUUUGGGGUCUCAGUUUCUUAAGUUGUAAAAUUUAAAAUGCAGAUAGUAGUACCUGCCCUGCCAACCUCACAGAAAUAACAGAAUCAUAUGAGCAAAUGUUGGUAAACAAAAAGGUAUUGCUACUAUAGUUUUUUCAUUGUUUUAGUGCUGCCAACAGCAGCCACAUACUUUACCCUACUGGCAACCAGACACCACCAGCUCUGGGCUCACAGAAAUUGCUAAAUCUUUAUUAAACGUUACGUGGUAGUUGGUGCUAUAUUUCUCCACUUUGUACUGUGUCCAGAAACCAGGCCUUAGAAAACAGCUUCUUUAGUGUAGUACAGGAAUACCGAAACAACAAGCAAAAGACAUGAGAAGACAGCUUUUCUGGUGGUAACAGUAUAUUACCUACAGUAGAAUUAGAGGUACCCUGAUCUAGGAGUUGCUCCUCCCUGUAGGAGGAAAGCAAGGUACAUUUGUGCUAUUUCCCCAUGUUAUAAGCUAAGGAGACAAUAUACCUUGGGCAGGAAUGUUGAAAGAGCUUUUAAACUCUGAGUCAGAAUCAACUUGAUGGUAGCAGGUUUGGUUUUUUGAGAAGGAAGAUAUUUCUCAAAACAGAGAGGGAAGAAAUUAAAUAAUCAGGUAAAUUUAACCACCACUUAAGGCUCUAACAGAUAUUUCAGGUGGCCCAGAGGUGUAAAGACAAUGGGAAGAGAGUUAAAAAAAAAAAAAACAAAGAAAAGGAAAAAAAUCCUCAAAAUGUUUGACCCCAUAUUCAAAUGCCCCCCAAUACAGGUUGAAUUCUCUUUGACAGGGCAAGGGCCAAGGAAGGAGACCAAAGUAGCAAGCCACUAAAUUUCUACAGUUUAAGCCACUGUACCAAGAGAAGAAAUUCUUCCACUUCCAAAUCUGAUGGUUUCUCCCAUGCAGAAAUGGCUAUUAGGUAAAAUAGCCAAGGCAGUUUAUUGACACUGACUAUAGCCGAAUCCUCAGGGUUACGUAGGUACCUAAAGAGUUGCUGUGCCUGGAGGCACAUCCGUCUCAUUUAUAACCCUCGUGAUCUCAACCUUCAUCUAAAGCACAAACCUUUCCCUAGUUCUCCCCAUCACCCUCCAAGAUGAACGAGAGACAACUAAUUACUUCCUUUGCAUGUGUAUUUUCUUAUUAAUAGUAUCAUGAACAUGAGGGAGCCCCAAACCAAGCAAACCAGAAGUGGGGUUUGCAGCGUGGUUUUAUUGAGAGUUUUCCCCUAUCUGGCUAGGCACUACCGUUGUUCUAAAUUUGUCUCUGGUGGUUGAAGGAAUACAGACAUUCUGCAGUCUUCACUUCUUUAUCUUCUCUCCUUAAUGGCUUGUUAAACUAUGCAUGCUUCCCAGAAUUCACUAAUUUAGCCCAUACAAUUUUUAUCAACUAAAACUGAUACGUUUCUCUUCUCUUUUGAUCAAUAAGAGCCAUCAGUGUGUUUUGGGUAAAGGCGAUCAGAAGGUAAAAAAUUGUGUACCAUGGAGCAAAACCAAGGAUUGUUGCUGUUGUUCCUGCUGCUUCUGACCAAUCGGCCUUUGACUCAUGGUGACCCUAUGCACAAUAGAAGGAAACGAUGCCCACCCCUGAAUGGAUGCAGAUAGGACCAUUGUGAUCCUUAGGGUUUUCAGUGGCUGAUCACCAGGCCUUUCUUCCUAGUCCAUCUUAGUCUGGAAGCUCCACCAAAACCUGUUUAACAUCAUAGCAACACACAAGCCUCCACUGACAGACAGGUGGAGGCUGUGUGUGAGGGGCAUUGUCUGGGAAUCGAACCUGGGUCUUCCACAUGAAAGGUGAGAAUUCUACCACUGAACCACCAAUGCAGUUCAAAUUUUCCCAGAAGCACCUUGGAAGAAAAGACUGGCAAUCUAUUUCCAAAAAACCAGCCAUUGAAAACUCUAUGGGGCACAGUUCUAUUCUGACAAACACAGGGUCGCCGUUAGUCAGAAUUGACUUGAUAGCAACUGGUAUCUACCUAUGUAGCUUUGAUAUUAAAAUUAAAACAAGUGUAGAGAGGAUGUAUCUUAAUAGUGUGACAGUAUUAUUAGUUAGCUGCUAAUAACAGAACUCAAAAUGACAAUGGAUUAGACAAUAUAGAAGGUUACUUUUAUCUCAGCCGAAAAUCUGAAGGUAGACAUUCCAGGGCUGGUCUGAAGGUUCUACUCAACAAAGUCCUCAGGAACACAGGUACCUUCAACACACAACUCUGUUAUCCUUGGGUGAUGUUCAUUGUCCAAGAUGACAGCCAAAAUUCACAUCCACAUUUUAGGCAGUAGGAUGGGGAAAGGGAUAAAGAAAAAGCUAGGGGCCCAUGCAACCUCUCAUUUAAGAGAAAUUCCUGGAAACUGCCAAAAUACACUUUCACUUACAUCCCACUGAGGAAAACAUGGGCAUAAAGCCACACCAGGAUGCAGACAAUGCAGGAAAAUGUGUUCUUUAUUUUAUGAGGCCACGUGACCAGCUAAAAUUCAGGAUUCUGUUAAUACAAAGCAAGGGAGAACAGCUAUUGGAAAACAACCAGCAGCCCUUGCCGUAAGUAGGAAUGUAAAUACCUAUCAACUGGAUGCUUGGACACAGUCUCUGUGGAAGACUGUUACACUGAUGGCCCCCAGUGAAUCACACCUACUGAUAUCAUGCCCUGUGUAGUCUCCUCCCAUAGUGAUUUGUUUGACCAACGGGAUAUCAGCUAAUGUAAAGCGAAGAGUAACUUGAUAAGUGCUUGUGCUUUAGGGUAUGCUCUCCUAUAACCCAGCUGCCAUGUAAGAAGCAUAAACUAGUCCCCAUGAGGAUGACAGACCACACAGAGAAAGAGGCCUAGCAUCCCAGCUGAGCCCAGAUCCCACCUACCUACCAGUUAAGAUCAGCAGAAAAACCACUUAACCAACAGAAUUGUGAGAAAUAAUUAAUCAUCAUUGUUUUUAGUCAUUAAUUUUGGAGACAAUUUGUUAUGCAGCGGUAGAUAAGUGAUAUAGUCCCUAAACAAUUUUCUUCAGUUAAUCAAGCAUUUACUGAGCACCAAUUAUUAUAUGUAUACAAAUAUACAUAUAUGCCAAAUAUUUUACAUAACAAUAAUUUGGGACCAUUAAGGAGGAUAUGUCAUAUUACUGAGGAGCUCUGGUGGUGCGGUGGUUAAAGCGCUAGCUUGCUAACCAGGAGGUCAUCAGUUUGAGCCCACCAGCUGCUCCAUGGGAGAAAGCUGUGGCAGUCUACUUCCAUAAGAUAUAUAGCCUUGGAAACACUAUGGGGCGUUUCUCCUCUGUCCUAGAGGGUCACUAUGAGUCAGAAUUGACUCAACAGCAGUGAGUUUGGUUUUUUUGGUUUGCCAUAUUACUUAAAAUUCAUAGCUUCAUGAGACAGAUAUGCCCUGGCUAAUGAGCAAAAAAUUAUUGGAAGAAAAAGAAGUUAUCGGAAGAAUACUACAUGGAAUUAAAAGAAAUGCAGAAAACCAAGAAUCAGGAAGGGCAGUGUAUCAGACACCACCUCAGAGUCUAACAGCAUAACAUAUGGUUCGUCCCUGAAUGUAUAAACAGCUGGCGUCCCUCACAUUGGUUCCCUGAUCUGUGACUCCUGACUCGUGAUAGCCAUUAUGUCGGAGUUGCCAAGUAGAAGCCCCUGAAAUCACCACUACCACCCCCAUCAAGGAUAGUAAAUCAGAAGCAUCCUAAGAAAACUGCAGAGGAUUACAUCACCAUUAAAGGUUCAAAGAGUGCAGGGUUGUGGUUUCCAUUACAUCUCUAUUCAACUCUCCUGUUUGACCCCUGCAAAAAUAGGAUCAUGGCAGAUGACAAUAGACUGCCAUAAAUUUAAUCAUGGUAGCCACAGUAGAAACUGCCAUGUAGCAAGCAGUAUCUUCACUAGAGCAGAUCAAAAUAGACUUGACAUUUGAUCUGCAGUAAUUAAUUUGGUGAGUAUACUUUUCUUGAUUCCCAUCAGUAGGAAGUAUCAAAAGCGGUUUGCCUUUACACAGGAAUGAUGCCAAAAACUGAAACCAAUUGUCAUUGAGUUUAUUCCAAUUCAUGGUGACUCCAUGUGUUGCAGAGUAGAACUGCACUCCAUAGGAUUUUCAAGGCUGGGAUCUUUCAGAAGCAAAUAGCCAGGCCUUUCUUCCAAGGCACCAGCUAGGUGGGUUUGAACUGACAACCCUUUGGUUAGCAGUCAACUGCUUAACUGUUUGUGCCACCAGGGACUCCAAUAGGAAUGGUGGGAGUAUAUAUUUACUUUCUAGGCCCAGGUUUAUUUUAACUCUUCAGCUUUCUCUCCUGCUGAGUAUGAAGGGGCAAACAAUUAUCAAUUUGCUUGUCAAAUUGAUUUGCAGAUCAAUGCUUAUUUAUUUUUUUCCCAAUAUGCUAUAGAGUAAUAUUUUUGGAAGCUACUGAACUCGACCAGCAUAUACCCUGCUCCAUAUGAUUUUGAAAACACUUGAGAUGUUCUAUACCCUGUGUGAGUCUAACUGAUCAAAUGAUUUGCCUGGUUGUCACAGCAAUGUCGAAUUGCUAUGAAGGUUUCUAAACACAUAUUCUUAGUUUCUGAAUUUAUGUUCCUUGGAUUGGUAACCAAGAGUUACCAACCAACACCAGUCCAUAGACCAGAUUUUGAGUAAUAAGCUUUAAAUGUUGUUGUUAGGUGCCAUCAAGUUAGUUCUGACUCAUAAUGAACCUCCAUACAACAGAAUGAUACACUGCCCAGUCCUCACAAUCAUUGCUAUUUUGAGCCCAUUGUUGCAGCCACUCUGUCAGUCCAUCUUGUUGAGGAUCUUCCUCUUUUUCACUGACCACCUACUUUACCAAGCAUAAUGUCCUUCUCCAGGAACUAGUUCCUCCUGAUAACAUGUCCAAAGUAUGUGAGACAAAGUCUCACCAUCCUGCUUCUAAGGAGCAUACUGGCUAUAUUCCUUCUUCCAAGACAGAUUCAUUUGUUCUUAUGGCAGUCCACAGUAUAUUUAAUAUUCUUCACCAACACCGGAACAAUGAAUAAGGAAGACCAAAGAAUAAGCUUUAGAUGGUUUAGGAAAACACACGUAUGCCAAAGAGUAGAAGACAAACUCUAAGAUAAUCUAAAGGCUUGCCACAUCAAUGGAGUUUUUAGGAUUCCAAGGCACUGCGCAUGCUGGAAACAUCACUUUUAAUGUAAAGGUCAAGUUGUUGCACCUUUCACUUCCUGCCAUUAAGAAAGAGGCUCAUCAUUUUAUGAGUCUCUUUGGAUUUAAAAACAGCAAAUGCUGUGUUUGGGAAUACAGUUCCAACCCGUAUAUCAGAUGACUUAGAAAGCUUCCAGUUGCAAGUGGGCACCAAAAUAAGAGACAUCUCGGGAUCAGAUCCAGGCUGCAGCUCAAGCUGCCCUGCCACUUGAGCUGUAUAACCUAGCAGAUCCAAUAGUGCGAGAGGUACCUGAGGUGGAAAAGUGCUGUAUGGCAUGUCUGGCAAACCACAAUAGGAGCUAUACCCUAAGGCUCUGGAGCAAGGCACUGCUUCUGCAACAGAGAAUUACUCUCUACUUGAUAAAUCAGCUCCUGUAGAGCUACUGGGCUGUAGUAGAGACUGAGUUGUCUGACUGUGGGGCUCCAAGUGCCUAUACACUUGGAGUGGACAAUCACAAUCUGAUGAUUAUCCAGUGAGUCAUAAGGUCUGGCAGACACAGUAACAAUUCAUGGUACAAUGAACAUAGUACAUUUAGGAUCAAGCCCAAGCAAAGAUGAAUAAGUUAUGUGAACAAAUGACCCAAACUCUUGUAUCACCAAUCUCUCUGUACUGACAUCUCUCCCUCAAUUCUGUGAUCAAAGGGAGUUCUCUAAGACCAACUAAUGGAGGAUGAAAGACCUUGAGUCUAGUUUACAUAUGGAUUGGUAUAAGAUAUAGGUGCUAGCAAAAAUUGACUGCUGACAUUACAAUCCCACCUAAGAGUAACUUGGAGUGAUAAAGGGAAAUCCUCCCUUGGGCAGACUUGUGACCAGUACACUUGAUUGCUCACUUCUUAGGAGGAAAAAAGUGGCAUGAAGCAUGGAUAUACAACUGGGCAGUGAUGAAUGGCUUAGCUAGUUGGUCAUGACCUGAAUGAAACAUGAUUGGAAUAUUACAGACAAGUCUGGGAAAAGGUAUGUGACUGGACCUGUGGGAGUGAGAAUAAACCAUUUAUAUCUCCUGUUAAUUCCCACCAGAGAGUAUCUACCAUAAAGAAGGCUCUCAGCCUGCAGGUGAACAAGAUGUCUCAUCUCGAAGAGUCAGCUAGCCUUUUUCUCCAGCCACUCUAGUGCUAUCACCAAAAAAAAAAAAAAAGGUCCCAUGAAUUGAGAGGUCAUGAUGGCUAAGAUGGAAGCCUUACAUGGGCUCAAAAAUAUGGGCUUCUUCUUGCCAAUUCUGACCUAGCUAUAUUGAUGACUACUGUCCUUGUUGAAAUACUAACCUGCCAAUAGUAGAGAGCAACACUGAAUGCUUGAUAUGGCAUUAUUCUUUAAGAAGACUAGUCAGUCAUUUGAUGGCAGAUUGAUUACAUUGGACCCCUUCCAUCUUAGAGGAAGCAGUGAUUCACACUUAUUGAAACUGAUAGCUAAUCUGGUUAUGAAUUUGCCUACCUUGUCCUCAGUGCAUCUGCCAGCACGACCAUUCUAGAAUUUAUAGAAGCCUGAUACAUUGACAUGAUAUCCAAGCCAUCACAGUAAUGGCUCAGAUCAAGGGACCCAUUUUAUGACAAAAGAGAAAACAAUGAACACAUGACCAGUAACUUCACUUCAUCUGUAUCAUUUAGAUCUUGUUGCAUAACAAACCAUCCCACUUAGUGGCCUAAAAUUACAGCCGUUUGUGAUUUCUCAUGAAUUUACUAUUUCACUGAGCUGCUAAGCUGAGCUGAACUUGCAGGUCUCAGCUGGCGUACUUAAGUAUCUGCAGCCAGAUGGUUAGCUGGGUUUGGCUGAUAUAAAAUAGCCACAUAGCUCUCAUAUUCCUUUCAGUAGGCUAGCCUGGGCUUGUUUUCAUAGCAGUGAUAGGAUUUUAAGAUGUGUCCGGAUUGUACGCACUUUUAAAGUCUCUAUUGUAUCUUAUUUGCUAACAUCUCACUGGCUGAAACAAGUCACAUGGCCAUGUCCAGAGUCAAUGUGGAUGGGUACUACCAAAGGGCAUGGAAACAAGAAAGUAUAAAAGCUGGGAGUGUUGUUACAAUUUAUUUAUCACACCACCUUCCAAAAGUUACAAGUCUGUAGAAUCAUAGAAUGGCCUGUUAAAGGCUCAAUAAAUGACUAGCUUGGGAGCUUCACCCUGCAGGGUUGGGCACUGUCCUCCAAGGUACAGUAUAUGUUGUACCAACUGAACCGACAGUUAAUAAAUAGGUAUUGCCCCUGAGGGCUAGAAUAGAUGGGUUCAGGAAAUAAAGGGUAGAAGUAGGAUUAGCUGCUUGAAGUGAAUGGAUGCAAUUAGUGCUUUGCUUAAUCCCCCUUACCUACUGGCACACCCAUUCUCAAGCUGCUGUGAGUGUUAGCUAAAAAUUGGCCUCAGCCAAAUGGGAACUGCCUCCACAGACCCACCACCACUGACCCACCUACCACCAUAGACCUUGGCCAGUGAUUAACUCACAUGAAGAUACAAAAGAGUAGAGGAAAGAGAGAUGAAGAAUAUCAAUUAAGGCCUUGGUAAAAAAAAAAGAAAAAAAAAUUUUUUUUAUUGUCUUUAUCAGUAGGUACUAUAUUUUGUUUCAUUAAACCUCUUAAGUCUCUUCAGAUAUUAUAGGUGGCCACCAUCUUGAAAGAGAUUCUGUGACAAAAUAGACUUGUACCUUUCCUCUCAGGGAGUAAAAUAAUGGCAUCAUCUUCUCACAAAAACUGAGCCCCUGUUGUAGUAUGGGAGCAGAAUAUAAUGGGAGGGCAUGAAUGGACAUGAGUGGUGCAAACAGUAAAUUUAUUCAAACUCAGUUUAUGUACCACCUCAUAUGUUCUUGGCCUCAGCUGCUCCAGACUCCUUAAAACAAACUGUCAUCAAUUUGACCCCAGCUCAUUCCUGGGUGGUGCAAACAGUUAAUAUGUUUAACUGCUAACCUAAAGGUUGGAGGUUUCAGUCCACUCAGAGGCACCUGGGAAGAAAGGCCUGGUGAUCUACAUCUGAAAAAUCAGCCAUUAAAAACAUUGUGGAGCACAGUUCUACUUUGGCAUACUUGGGGUCACCAUGAGUUGCUAGGAUCUUUAUCCACUUGCUUUUUUUUUCCCAGCCAGCAUUGUGGUAAUCAACUCUCUGUGAACUGCACUGCCUUGACAAUAGACAUCACAUGACCAUAAUUCAACAGUAGCUCACCUUGUACCCAAAUAAUAUGGCUUCCACUUUCUGCUCCAGAGCUUUCCUGCUUUCAGGCAAUGAGGCAUGAGAUGCUGUAGGACCUGUUAGUACCCACACAUGCACAACCCAGAAAUAUAGGGGAUAAUAUUCAUGGAGGGAAAAAAAACUUUAACAAGGAGAUCUGGCAGAUACAUUCUUCUGUCUUCUUCCUCCAGAAGUUCUGUCCUGCAAUUAAAAUACCAAAAACCAAACCCGUUGCCAUCAAGUCCAUUCCAAUUCAUAGUGACCCUAUAGGACAGAGUAGAACUGCCCCAUAGGGUUUCCAAGGAGCAACUAAGAGUUUCAGACAUGCUAACCUUUUGGUUAGCAGCCAAAGCUAUUAACUACUGUGCCACCAGGACUCCUUUCCUGAGAUAAAAAAAAAAACUAAACCCGAUGCCAUCGAGUCAAUUCUGGCCCAUAGUAACCCUGUAGGACAGAGUAGAACUGUCCCAUGGGAUUUCCAAGGAGCACCUGGUGGAUUUCACCUGCCAACCUUUUGGUUAGCACCAUAGCUCUUAACCACUAUGCCACCAGGGUUUACUGAGAUUGGAGUCAUUUAUAUUAUCAAAUGAUGCUCCCAUGAGACUGACCAAUCAGUUGCAUUUAAUGCCAAGUGAGGGCAAGCUAAGUAAUUCAACCUUGUAGCAAUUCUUUCUGCUCUCCUGCCUCUGUUCUUUUUGCUGUGACUCUAGCUUCCAAGUGAUUGUACUCCCUAAUAAUGUAGUAGUAUAUAAGUUAUUCCCUCAGGCUUUACUCUCCAGGAAACCAGGCCAAAACUGAUAGGAUAUGAGGCCAUCCUCUUGGGUUCCAGUGCCUACUCAGGAGUUUCAGCUUGUCUUUGUUCCCCUACUUUGAAAUCCAUCUUCCCCACUGCCUGCCCUGAGGACUUCAAGCUCCAGCAUCACAUCAAAAAUGAGUCUUACAGAGACUCUUUAACUAGUUCUCACAAUUGUGUGUGAUCAAAUCUAUGCAACAAAUCCCUUGUUUUACAUAAAUAGAUGAUGGAUGGAUGGGUGGGUGGGCUGGUGGAUGGAUG